Messenger RNA from Pectinophora gossypiella (pink bollworm), 4282 nucleotides. RefSeq names its product ATP-citrate synthase (gene ATPCL). Gene Ontology annotation, cellular component: cytosol. The record is from RefSeq and is a predicted model, not a curated record. Gene Ontology annotation, molecular function: ATP citrate synthase activity. Gene Ontology annotation, biological process: citrate metabolic process; acetyl-CoA biosynthetic process; tricarboxylic acid cycle. The transcript is spliced from 23 exons. NCBI's taxonomy places the organism in Eukaryota, Metazoa, Arthropoda, Insecta, Lepidoptera, Gelechiidae. The coding region runs from base 220 to 3480 and encodes 1086 amino acids.
CCCAUCCUCGCCCGCCAGCUACAAUUCAGUUCCUCGCCGGCAGCCGCACGGAGCGGUCGUGUCUUUAUAUUUAAUAAAACGCGAGUGUUAUCACGCGUUGUUACUGUUUUAAUUUUUAUCCAAGGAGCCGAAGGAGCUGUUAGGAUAAACCCCAUCAGCCGUAUGACGCGAGCCCAGCACCACUAAUACUGAUAAUCACGCGACAAACAGACGGACAAGAUGUCGUCUAAGGCCAUAUACGAAGCCACUGGCAAAGACCUGAUUAACAGGCACAUAGCCAGCGGCACGGCGAUGGCGACCUGCCGGUUCGCCAGCUUCGAGCAGGACACCAUAUGGGAGGACGAACUGGGCAAGAACCCGUGGCUGACCAAGGAGCAACUGGUAGUGAAGCCCGACCAGCUCAUCAAGCGGCGCGGCAAGCUCGGGCUCGUUGGCGUGAACAAGUCCGCGGCGGAGGCGCGGCGCUGGCUGGCCGAGCACAUGGGCCGCGAGCAGGCCGUGGGCGCGGCGCGAGGGAAGCUGCGCCACUUCAUCGUCGAGCCCUUCAUCAAACACGAGCCGAAUGAGGAGAUGUACCUGUGCAUCCACUCCGGCCGUCGCUCGGACACCAUAUUGUUCCACCACCAGGGCGGUGUGGAUGUCGGUGACGUCGACGCAUUGGCUGUCAGGCUUGAGGUUCCCGUGGACACUUUCCCCACCGGCGAGGAUGUGGAGCGACUCCUGUUGAAGAACGUCAAAUCUGCCUCCACUAAGAGAAUACUGGCGACCUUCAUACUGGCGCUGUACAGGGUAUACGUGGACCUCUACUUCACGUACAUGGAAAUUAACCCAAUAGUGGUCACCAACGAGCGCAUCUACCUGUUGGACCUCGCGGCCAAGCUGGACCAGACGGCGGACUUCAUAUGUGCGGCCAAGUGGGGCACGGUGCCAUUCCCUCCGCCCUUCGGGAGGGACGCUUAUCCGGAGGAGGCGCACAUCGCAGACCUAGACGCUAAGAGCGGAGCCAGUUUGAAGCUGACAGUGCUGAACAAGUCCGGGCGUAUCUGGACGAUGGUGGCGGGGGGCGGCGCCUCCGUGGUGUACACGGACACCAUCUGCUCGCUGGGCGGCGCGGCCGAGCUGGCCAACUACGGCGAGUACUCCGGCGCGCCCACCGAGAGCCAGACCGCCGACUACGCCAAGACCAUCUUCAGCCUCAUGUGCCGGGAGAAACAUCCCAACGGGAAGGUGCUGAUCAUCGGCGGCGGCAUCGCCAACUUCACGAACGUGGCAGACACUUUCCGCGGCAUCAUCACGGCCAUUGAGACUUACAAGGAUGCGCUGCAGCAGUACAACAUCACCAUCUUCGUCAGGAGGGGCGGGCCCAACUACCAGGAGGGGCUCAGACAAAUGCGCGAGGUGGGGCAUAGACUGCGCAUCCCCCUGUACGUGUUCGGGCCGGAGAGCAACAUGACGGCCAUAGUGGGGCUGGCGCUCGGCCACCACCCCAUCCCGGCGGAGCACCAGCUGGACUACGCGCCCAAGCAGCUGCCCAAACCGGCGCCCGCGCCGCAGCCCAAGCUGGAGCUGCCGGAGUUGAACCACAAGCUGCUGGACCUGGUGUGCUCGCAGUCGCCCACCCGCCUCGACCUGGGCCAGGCCGCGCCACAGGGGACACUCUUCCACGAGGGCACCAAGGCCAUCAUAUGGGGCAUGCAGAACAGAGCCAUCCAGGGCAUGUUGGACUUCGAUUACAUCUGCCGGCGGGCGGAGCCCUCGGUCGUCGCCAUCGUGUACCCGUUCACCGCCGACCACAAGCAGAAGUACUACUUCGGUAACAAGGAGGUGUUUAUCCCUGUGUUCAGCGACAUGGACGUAGCGAUGCGCAAACACCAGGAGGCGACCGUUCUCGUCAACUUCGCGUCGCUGCGGUCCGCGUAUGACAGCACUAUGCAGGCGAUGCAGCACCCACAAAUCAACACGAUCGUCAUUAUCGCGGAGGGGAUACCCGAGAACAUGACCCGCAAGAUAAUCAAGCUGGCUGACACUAGAGGGGUGAACAUAAUCGGCCCAGCCACUGUGGGUGGCAUCAAGCCAGGUUGCUUCAAGAUUGGCAACACCGCGGGCAUGAUCGACAACAUCGUGGACUCCAAACUGUACAGGCCUGGCAGCGUGGCGUACGUGUCCCGGUCAGGUGGUAUGAGCAACGAGCUGAACAACAUUCUGUCCAAACACGCCGACGGAGUCUGCGAGGGCGUCGCCAUCGGCGGGGACAAGUACCCCGGGACCACCUUCAUUGACCACCUCCUGAGAUACGAAAAGGACCCGAACGUGAAGAUGCUGGUCCUGCUGGGAGAGGUGGGCGGCGUGGAGGAGUACCACGUGUGCCGCGCCAUCAGGGACGGGCUGAUCAGGAAACCCAUCGUCGCCUGGUGCAUCGGCACCUGCUCCGACAUGUUCACGUCAGAAGUUCAGUUCGGGCACGCGGGUUCUCUCGCGGGCUCCGCCCUCGAGAAGGCGGCGGCAAAGAACGCCGGCCUGAAGGCCUACGGGGCCGUGGUGCCGGAGUCCUUCGACUCGCUCGGGGGCGCCGUGCAGCAGGUGUACAAGCAGCUGGUGGCUGAUAACAAGAUCAUCGUCAAGGAGGAGAUGGAGCCGCCCAAGGUGCCCAUGGACUACGACUGGGCCAGGAAACUGGGCCUGAUCCGCAAGCCAGCGGCUUUCAUCAGCACCAUUUGCGACGAGCGCGGCCAGGAGCUGUCCUACUGCGGCGUGCCCAUCACCUCCAUACUGGAGCGGCAGCUCGGCGUCGGCGGCACCAUCAGCCUGCUAUGGUUCCAACGCGAGCUCCCCGACUGGGCGUGCAAGUUCUUCGAGCUGGUCCUCAUAGUGACGGCGGACCACGGGCCCGCCGUCUCCGGGGCCCACAACACCAUGGUCACCGCCAGGGCCGGCAAGGACCUCAUCUCCUCAGUCGUCGCGGGACUCCUGACCAUUGGCGACCGGUUCGGCGGCGCGCUGGACCGCGCGGCGGCAGACUUCUGCGCGGCGUACGACCGCGGGCAGCACCCGCAGGAGUUCGUCAACGAGAAGAGAGCCAAGGGGGAACUCAUCAUGGGCAUCGGGCACAGGGUAAAGUCAAUAAACAACCCGGACUCGCGCGUCCGCGAGCUGAAGGCGUACGUGACGGCGCGCUGGCCCGCGUGGCCGGUGACGCGGUACGCGCUCGACGUGGAGGCCAUCACCACGCGCAAGAAGCCCAACCUCAUCCUCAACGUGGACGGCAUCGUCGCGUGCGCGAUGGUCGACAUGCUGCGCCACUGCCAGCUCUUCACGCAAGAGGAAGGCAACAACUACAUACAAAUGGGCUCCAUCAACGCUCUGUUCGUCCUCGGCCGCACCAUCGGGCUGGUCGGCCACUACCUCGACCAGAAGAGGAUGAAGCAGCCACUCUACCGCCACCCGUGGGACGACAUCACAUACAUGUCCCCACUUAACUAGACUGGGGGGUGACAUCGGGUGGGUGACGUGUGGGGGUGACCAGGGGGGAGAACAAAAAUCAAAUUAAAAAAAUGGUUUCAAAGAUAAUUUUGAUGUUAAAUAAAUUCCUUUGCUUAUAAUUGUAAAUAUUAAUAGGCGUCACUAUAUGAAUGGAGGGUUCCACAAAUAUGAUUCAUCAUCCCCCUAGCAUUAUGCCGUGUUCACAGCGUCUCGCUCAUAUGCGACCCGCUUGACGUGUGCUGUCAACUUAAUUCUAUCGGGUUAUUGGCCAAUGUAAAAUUUUGGGUUUUUUUUUGUGUUCCAUAAAUUCUAAAAAGGGACGGUUAAUGCCUGUCGAUUACCCGUCCCUUUCCUUUUCGGCGGAUAAGGAAAUGACAGGUAUAACUUGAAAUAAACUUAGACGGUGUGAACGGUCACGAGUACUAAUUAAUAUGUAUACACUUUGAUACCAUGUCACAUUAACUUUUUUUGGCAAAUUGAACCGUAAGUCUCAUUAAAUGUCAAAUAUGACAGUGCGACAGGGUUCCAAAACCCUCCUCCGUUUAUAUACGUAUGUAAUAAGACUUAUAAGCCUAUAUGCGCUUAUAAAAUGCUUAUAAAACGCCUAUUAUCGCGCCCCCCCCCCCCCCCCCGUUAUCCCCACACGCCACUUUGUCGUUAUAAAUAUAAAUAUUUUAAUUAAUCGAUUAGGGGGUUAGCAAGUAUAAAUGUUUAUAGUCGCAAGUUGUAUUUGAACGCUAAUUCCAUGCUUUGAGUUUCAUCACGCUAUUUCCAUUCUGGGGUAGACAGGGAAUUUUGGAAA